Messenger RNA from Jaculus jaculus (lesser Egyptian jerboa), 7092 nucleotides. RefSeq names its product ADAMTS like 3 (gene Adamtsl3). Lineage: Eukaryota; Metazoa; Chordata; Mammalia; Rodentia; Dipodidae. Gene Ontology annotation, biological process: extracellular matrix organization. Gene Ontology annotation, cellular component: extracellular matrix. The coding region runs from base 102 to 5162 and encodes 1686 amino acids. The record is from RefSeq and is a predicted model, not a curated record. The transcript has 30 exons. Gene Ontology annotation, molecular function: metalloendopeptidase activity.
GGUGGCCGCUGCCCGCUCCCUCUCCGUGGCGCGCGACGAGCCCGCGCGGUGCAGGCUGCACCCAACAGACGCGGCUGCGGCGCGAGGAGGGUGCAAGUGAAAUGUCCAGAUCAGACCCCAUGGCUUCCUGGACAAACCCCUGGUGGCUCCUGAGAUGGCUGAGCUUCCUGGUCUCUGCCCUUCCGCAGACCCCGGCAGAGAAGUCUCCUGGAGCCUACUUCCUCCCCGAGUUUGCGCUUUCUCCACAAGGUAGCUUCCUAGAGGAUACCACCGGGGAGCAGUUCCUCACGUAUCGCUACGAUGACCAGACCUCAAGAAACGUUCGUUCUGAUGAAGAAAAAGAUGGCAACUGGGACGCUUGGGGCGAGUGGAGUGACUGCUCCAGGACCUGCGGGGGCGGAGCCUCCUAUUCUCUGCGGAGAUGUCUGACUGGAAGGAAUUGUGAAGGGCAGAAUAUCCGAUACAAGACAUGCAGUAAUCAUGACUGCCCUGCGGAUGCUGAAGACUUCCGAGCUCAGCAGUGCUCAGCCUACAAUGACGUGCAGUACCAGGGGCGUUAUUAUGAGUGGCUUCCACGAUAUAACGACCCUGCCGCCCCGUGCGCACUCAAGUGUCAUGCGCGGGGACAGAACGUGGUAGUAGAGCUGGCCCCCAAAGUGCUGGACGGAACUCGGUGCAAUGCUGACUCCCUGGACAUGUGCAUCAGUGGCAUCUGCCAGGCUGUGGGGUGUGACCGGCAGCUGGGCAGUAAGGCCAAGGAAGACAACUGUGGAGUCUGCGCAGGCGACGGCUCCACCUGCAGGCUGGUGCGGGGUCAGGCCAAGUCACACGUGUCUCCUGACCAAAGAGAAGAAAAUGUAAUCGCUGUUCCUUUGGGAAGUCGCAGUGUGAGAAUUACCAUGAAAGGACCUGCCCAUCUAUUUAUUGAAUCAAAAACACUUCAAGGAAGCAGAGGAGAGCACAACUUCAACAGCCCUGGGGUCUUUGUUGUAGAAAAUACAACCAUUGAGUUUCAGAAGGGCUCAGAGAGGCAAACCUUUAAGAUUCCGGGACCUCUAAUGGCUGACUUCAUCUUCAAGACCAGGUACACCGUGGCCAAAGACAGCGUGGUCCAGUUCUUCUUUUACCAGCCCAUCAGUCAUCAGUGGAGACAGACUGACUUCUUUCCCUGCACUGUGACAUGUGGAGGAGGUUAUCAGCUCAACUCUGCUGAAUGUGUGGACAUCCGAUUGAAGAGGGUGGUACCUGACCACUACUGUCAUUACUACCCUGAAAAUGUCAAACCGAAACCGAAGCUUAAAGAAUGCAGCAUGGACCCUUGCCCGUCAAGUGAUGGAUUUAAAGAGAUCAUGCCCUACGACCACUUCCAACCUCUCCCUCGCUGGGAACAUAAUCCUUGGACAGCAUGUUCUGUGUCCUGUGGAGGAGGAAUCCAGAGACGGAGCUUCGUGUGUGUGGAGGAAUCCAUGCAUGCAGAGAUAUUGCAAGUGGAAGAAUGGAAGUGCAUGUAUGCGCCCAAGCCCAAGGUUAUGCAGACUUGUAACCUGUUUGACUGCCCCAAGUGGAUUGCCAUGGAGUGGUCCCAGUGUACAGUGACCUGCGGCCGCGGGCUGCGCUACCGGGUGGUCCUGUGCAUCAACCACCGUGGGCAGCACGUGGGGGGCUGCAACCCGCAACUGAAGCUGCACAUCAAGGAGGAAUGUGUCAUCCCGGUCCCGUGCUAUAAGCCCAAAGAAAAAAGUCCAGUAGAAGCUAAAUUACCUUGGCUGAAACAAGCACAAGAACUAGAAGAAACCAGAAUAGCAACAGAGGAACCAACGUUCAUUCCAGAGCCCUGGUCAGCCUGCAGCACCACGUGCGGGCCUGGAGUGCAGGUACGCGACGUGAAGUGCCGAGUGCUGCUCACGUUCACGCAGACGGAGACCGAGCUUCCCGAGGAGGAGUGUGAAGGCCCCAAGCUGCCCACUGAGCGGCCUUGCCUUCUGGAAGCCUGUGACCAGAGCCCUGUGUCCCAAGAGCGGAGUGUCUCUCUCCACGAGAAGGACAGCGAGAUGACUUAUGACUGGGAGUAUGCUGGCUUUACUCCCUGCACGGCAACAUGCUUGGGAGGCCACCAAGAAGCCAUAGCAGUGUGCUUACACGUCCAGACACAGCGGACAGUCAAUGACAGCCUGUGUGAUGUGGUCCACCGUCCACCAGCAAUGAGCCAGGCCUGUAACACAGAGCCCUGUCCACCUAGGUGGCGCGUGGACUCCUGGGGGCCCUGCUCAGCUACCUGUGGUGUUGGAAUCCAGACCCGAGAGGUAUACUGCCUGCAUCCAGAGGAAUCCCCAGCCCCUCCAGAAACAUGUGAGGACGAAAAGCCCCAUGCCUUACAAGCAUGCAAUCAGUUCGAUUGCCCUCCCAGCUGGCAUAUUGAAGAGUGGCAGCAGUGUUCCAGGACAUGUGGUGGGGGAACUCAGAACCGGAGAGUUACGUGCCGGCAGCUGUUAACGGAUGGUAGCUUUUUAAAUCUCUCCGAUGAACUAUGCCAAGGACCCAAGGCAUCCUCUCAUAAGUCCUGUGCCAGAACAGACUGCCCUCCACAGCUGGCUGCAGGAAACUGGUCAAAGUGCUCUGUCAGUUGUGGUGUUGGAUCCCAGAGGAGAAAGCAGGUGUGUCAAAGGCUGACCGCCAAGGGCCGGCGCGUCCCCCUCAAUGAGACGAUGUGCAGGGGCCUGCCGAGGCUCCCUCUCAUAAGAUCUUGCCAGAUGCCUGUGUGCAGUAAAAUGAAGCUGCAGACAAAGACAAAACUUGGAGAGCAGGGUCCUCAGAUUCUCAGUGUCCAGAGAGUCUAUAUUCAGACAAGAGAAGAAAAGAGAAUUAACCUGACCAUUGGUAGUAGAGCUUAUUUGCUGCCCAACACAUCUGUGAUUAUCAAAUGUCCAGUGCGAAGGUUCCAGAAGUCUCUGAUCCAGUGGGAGAAAGAUGGCCAUUGUCUGCAGAAUUCCAAGCAAGUUGGCAUUACCAAGUCAGGCUCGCUAAAAAUCCACAGUCUUGCAGCCCCCCACAUUGGUGUGUACCGGUGCAUUGCUGGCUCUGCACAGGAAACUGUAGUUCUCAAGCUCAUUGGGACUGACAACCGACUCAUUGCACACCCAACCCUCAAAGAACACACGCCGGAGUACCCCGGGGUAGACCAAAAUGAAGCCAAUAGUUUGGGAGCCACGUGGCAUAAGAUGCGUAAGAUGUGGAAUAACAAAGAUGAGCUUUACCUGCACGAUGGUCAUAUGAGUACCCAGCCUUUCUUCAGAGCCCUGUUGGGGCAUUGCAGCAGCCCUGCAGGAAACGCCGCAUCUUGGGAGUUUAGGAAUAAGCAGCUGGAGGCCGCAGUGAAGCAGGGCGCCUACAGCGUGGACAUGGCCCAGUUCGAUGAGCUGAUCAGAAACAUGAGUCAGCUCUCGGACACAGGAGAGGCCAGUGAUGACCUGGCAUCCCAGGUGAUAUACCAGCUAGUGGCUGAGUUAGCCAAGGCACAGCCAGUGCCUCUGCAAGGGAGGGGCAACCAGGAUGAGGUGUCUGUGACGGCUCAGCUCCAAGGGGAGACAGGAAGGGUGCCCCAAAGCUCCAAAGUGAAAAGCUCAGGCAAGCUGACAUUUAAGCCAAAAGAACCUGUUCUCAUGAGGCCAAACCAGCCCCCUUCUGUUUCAUUUAACAAAACAAUAAAUGCAAGGAUUGGAAAUACAGUGUACAUUACAAAAAGGACAGAGGUCGUCAAUAUUCUGUGUGACCUUAUGACCCCCAGUCAGGCCACAUACAUGUGGACCAAGGAUGGAACAUUGCUGCAACCCUCCGCAAAAAUCACUCUGGAUGAAAUGGGGAGGAUACAGAUUCGAAAUCCUACAAGAAAGGAGCAAGGAAUAUAUGAAUGCUCCGUAGCUGAUCAUCUUGGUUCGGAUGUGGGAAGUUCAUCUGUGCUAUAUGCAGAGGCACCUGUCAUCUUGUCUAUUGAAAGAAAUGUCACCAGACCGGAGCAUAAACAUCUGUCCAUUGUAGUGGGAGGCAUUGUGGAAGCAGCUCUUCAAGCAAAUGUGACAAUCCACUGUCCUGUCAAAGGUGUCCCUCAGCCUAAUGUAACUUGGUUGAAGAGAGGAUCUCUGAGUGACAAUGUUUCCUUGCUUUUCAAUGGAUCCCUGUUGUUGCAGAAUGUUUCCCUUGAGAAUGAAGGAACCUACGUUUGCACAGCCACCAAUGCUCUUGGGAAAGCAGUGGCAACAUCUGUGCUCCACUUGCUGGAACGAAGAGGACCAGACAGUAGGACUGUAUUUUCUAAGGGACAGAAAAAGCAUUUUCUCCAGAGAUCCAAGACCAGAAGCAGCAGCAAUGACCCAACAGGAGAAACUCUGCCUCGAGAGCCUUUUUGGGAGCCUAGUAACUGGACACAUUGUUCUGCCACGUGUGGCCCCUUGGGAGUGCGCAUUCAGAGGCCCCAUUGUGUGAUGGCCAAUGGACAGGAAGUGAAUGAAGCCCUUUGUGAUCCCUGGCAGAAGCCACUGGCUGGGUUUCAGCCCUGUAACACCCAGGACUGCCCUGCAAGGUGGUUCACGAGUGUGUGGUCAAAAUGCUCUGUGUCUUGUGGUGAAGGAUUUCACAGUCGGCAAGUGACGUGUAAGCAGACAAAAGCCAACGGGACUGUGCAGGUGGUGUCCCCAAGGGCAUGCAUCCCGGAAGACCGGCCUCUGGGGAGAAGACCAUGUUCUGUUCGCCCCUGUGCUCAACAGGUCAUCGAUCCAGGGAGCCAGUGUCCUGCACAUUGCACGGGUCAAGCUGUGAGGAUGCAGCAGCAGCAGCAGCAGCGUCACAAGGCUUGUGGACACAACAGUUCUGCCUCUGACUGUGAUGGCAGAAGGAGACCUGCCUUUAGAAGGAAUUGCUCAUCAGCGUCCUGUGACGUGUGUUGGCGUGCGGGCCCCUGGAAGCCCUGUACGGCAGUCUGUGGCAGGGGCUUCCAGUCACGGAAAGUUGAUUGUGUUCACACCAGGAGCUGCAAACCUGUGGCCGACAGACACUGUCUGCAGAAAAAGAAGCCAGCACCCUGGAGGCAUUGUCUUGGGCCUUCCUGUGAUAGUACGUACCCCUCUCAGGAGACUGCACAGACACAAGUCACUACUGUAUGUUCAUAAAGCACCUUAACCUGUGCUCUCUGGUCCUCUACAAACAACGGUGCUGCCAGUCCUGCCAAGAAGGAUAAACCUUUGGCGAGGUUUUGAUGCUGCUGUGAGGAUAAAAGAAGAAUCUACAAGCUCUUUCCCCCAUGUCUCUGAUUCAAAAGCACAUACUUCUUAGACUCUGGAUUCCAUGAUCAACUAGAGGGUGGUGCAAAAACAGCACUGCUCAAAACUUGUAAAGUGAAAUUUUUCCCAUGGUUGUUGUUAUAAUUCCAAUUCCUAAAAAUGAUAUAUUCUAGUAUUGACAAAAAUCCUAUAACACCCACACCCUUGCUCUUGGGACCACAUUGUGUCCACCUAACCAAGAAAUCACAAUGGUUGUGCACACAGCACCUGCUGUGAUAGAUACAUAGAUGAGCACAAAGACAUUGGUCCUGAAGACUUGGAAGAGAUAGAAAUUGUUGGUUUCUCUGAAGUUGUAGAUUUCCACAUGUUUAUAAGGUAUUUACAUUUUAAAGGCUCUGGCCAGUAGUUGUUCAUUUUUAGCACUAAUGUCAUUUUCGUAGAUCCUUCCUGGAAUCUUCCUGGAAAGGCUUAUAACACCCACUGAGCCAAGGACUCAGCAGGGAUGACAUCUUGUCCUGGCUCUUAGAGCAUCCAGGGAAGAAAACUGAGUAUAUAUAACUGUCAUUUUCACAACUGCAGAAAUCUAUCUGUGACCAACUGAGGCAUCCUGGAAAUCAAAAGAGAGGAAAAGUUAGCCUUUUCUACUGAUUUUGAAGUAUAUUCAAAGCUUUCUUUUAAGAGCUGUGAAUGAAACUUUUUCUGAGCACUAUUCUCUUGCACACAAACAGAAAAUCAAAGCCUUAUUAGAUCUAAUUUAUGCAGAAAAUAGUAUUCCUGAGGAUUUUUAUGUUGUAAAGUCUAUAAAGAAUUUAAUCUAAAUAAGAAACAUGAUAGUUAAAAGAAUUGUUUAUAGUAAAUAAUUGUCUUGAGCUGUUUUGUUUUGUUUUGUUUUUUCCCCAGUAAAUUCAAAGUAAAUUGGGGUUAGAUUGAAAGUUAGGGUUAGGAGUUAGAAUUAGGAUUUGGGUUAUGCUCUGGGUAAGAAAGGUUGGGUUAGUUUCAGAUUAGAGCUAUGAUUAGUGUAAGUGAUAAAGGAAAUGAAAUUAAGGCCAGAAUUGGCUUUAGGGGUUAGGGUUAGGGCCAGGUUAGGACAGGGUUGGGUCUAUUGGGGCCACUGCUGGUGUUAGUGUAAUAAAGGUUGCUGCUGAAGUUAGGUUCAGGCUAGCAUUAAACUUCAAGUUUUAAAACUGAUUUGGUUAUGAAGAUCUUUCCCUGGUAUUUUGCCAGUUAUGGCUUUAGAUGCCACACAGCCCCAAAUAAGUGCCAUGCUUCCUUCCUCAGUGUCCCAGCUGCUGGAAGCAUGCUGCAGCCUCCUGGCAAGGGAAGAUGCCCGAGGCAGGCUGUGUUGGGCCUAGUUUCCAUUGAACAUGUGAACAGUGCAUUUUGGCUUUGGAUUUGUCUGUGGACCAGCUUGCUGAGUCUCUCAACCGUGUUCUGUACACAGAUCUCUUGUUCUAACUCCAGCCUCGCCAACACUGGGAUAAGCACUACUGUAGGUGGAGGGCUUGGUGGUGGGGAACGGAUGGGGGAAGAGCACAGACGACACACCAGGCCAGGAGUUGUCAAUCAUCAGUCUUGUUUGAUUGUUGAAGGUUAUUAAAUUAAAAGAAAGAUCAUUUUGUAAAAUACUCCUUGUAUAUAUUUAUUGUAUGACUUAAAGGUGCAAUAUUUUAUUUUGUACAGUGUGUAAUAAAGACAUGGGACAUAUAUUUUUCUUACUAACAAAAUUUCUUAUUAAAUUGCUUCACCUUUGUAUUUAAGGUUAAAAAUAACAGUUUUCCAUUUUCUAUUGUACUUUCAUCUUGUUAACAUUCAAAUGACA